GGUGGUUUGAGUUUCGUUUCGACCGUUCAUCAGUUUCAGUUUCGGUUGGUGCAGCAUACGACGCUAUGCUAAUGUGAGCUUUGAAAAUUGUCUCUGUGUACGAUCAACCUAACCUCACAAACACGAAUGUUUCAUUUUGCCGUUUUCGUUGUUUUUCCGCAAGAAUGGUGAAUAAACUUGAAUGGAACUUUUAUAGUUUUGUUUAUUUAGUGCUUGUUUUUUAUAUUUUCAUCAACUGUGCAUCUGGACAUAGACUUUGCAAUCAUCAACAUCCUAAACAUCAUGAGGUACUUCAUACAAAAGUAGAUCCAGAACAUGUCGUUAAAAAGAGAAGUGCAGAUCAAUCUCUACGCAUCUUGUUAUAUUAUGACCAAAGUGUAUAUAGGUUAGACCAAGAGAGAUUCGCAUUAAUUAAUAACACGAUAUUGCCCGAGGCUGUGAGUUUUUGGGAAAAGGCUCUUUUUGUUCGAAGAACAGAAAACGUCAUACGUUUAACAAGAAAAUGUAGUGAUACUCAAGUUUUCGUUAAAGAUGGUUGGACUCAUUGCAUUGACACUUGUAAAGAAAAAACUAUGUGUGGUGAGGUAGAAGUACCAGAAGAUCACCUUGACGCGUGUCGCAUAUGCAAUUCGACUGGUCAAAACUGUGGUAUUGCCAAAGGAUCCAAGGCUGGACCGGGCAUUCCAGACUUCGAUUUCGUUUUUUAUGUAUCGGCCAUGCAAACUGAAAGAUGCACUAAAAAUUUGACAGUUUCCUACGCCGCACACUGCCAGCAGGAAUCUGCUUUAGAUAGACCAAUUGCCGGCCAUGCAAAUCUCUGUCCAAAUAGUAUAAGUACAAAACGACAAGAAUUGGAAAUAUUGUUGUCGACGGUCAAGCAUGAAAUACUUCAUGCUCUAGGUUUUUCAGUAAGUUUGUACGCGUUUUACAGAGACGCCGAAGGUAGACCGUUGACACAAAGGAGUCCGGAAACUGGAAAACCGCCGCUCAACGAAUCCCUCCAAACAUAUCAAUGGAGUGAUAAAGUUAUAAAAACUUUCACAAGACCAAACUGGUUGGUUAGAUCGGGUUAUUUGAAGAGAGAGGUACAGAUGAUGGUAACCCCUAAUGUUGUAAAAGAAUCUAGAGAAUAUUUCAACUGUUCUCAGCUAGAAGGUGCGGAGUUAGAAGAUCAAGGAGAGGAAGGGACGGCUUUAACACAUUGGGAAAAGCGAGUCUUUGAAAAUGAGGCAAUGACCGGAACUCACACACAAAACCCAAUUAUUUCGAGAAUAACUUUAGCCCUUAUGGAAGAUACAGGAUGGUAUAUAGCUAACUAUUCUAUGGCAGAAGAUAUGUCAUGGGGAAAGAACCUAGGGUGUGAUUUCGUGAUGAAAAGCUGCAAAGAUUGGAUAACAAUGAAAUCAGCUAAGGGUUUUUCUAUCCAUCCAUUUUGCAACAAAGUAAAGCGUGAUCCUCUACAAACCGAAUGUACUGAUGAUCGAACAUCAGUUGCCCUAUGUAACCUUGUGGAACACCAGAAACAACUUCCUCAACUGUAUCAGAAUUUUGAUUAUAUACAAUUUGUGGAGAACGGCAGAGAAGGAUAUUAUGGAGGAUCAGUAUCCCUCGCAGAUUAUUGUCCCUAUAUUCAAGAAUUCACAUGGCGAUCGAAAAACGUAGUUGUCAGAGGUUCACAUUGUCAGUAUGUUGAAAAUAAUCCAUCACCGGACAAAAAUUUCGCUUUGGAGAAAUACGGUGAAAAAUCUCGAUGUUUUGAACAUACUAACCAAAUGUGGGAAGAGAGAUCCUGUAAACAAAUGCGACAGUGGCAACACUGGGGAUCGGGCUGUUAUGCUUAUAGAUGUGAAAAUGGACGAUUGCAUAUAUUGGUUGGAAAUUACUCUUAUGAGUGCUACCAUCCAAACCAAGAAAUAUCCAUACGGAUAAUUAGUAAUGGUUGGCUCCAUAAAGGAGCGAUUGUGUGCCCUCCAUGUAAAGAAAUUUGUGCCAAAGAAUUUAGCUCAAGAGGUGAACGCUGUAAAAUGCGAGAUGAAUCACCUCCUUCAACUUCAUACCCAAGAGACGACUUACAGUGUGGCUGCCAUAUUGCCAAAGCUAGCAGUCUUCUUCUACUUCUCUCAAUUAUAGGAACACUAGCAUUUAUAUGACAAUAGAUAUAAGUAGAUCAUAUAUUAUCUAUACUAUAUUAUCUGUAUGUUGUUUAAUCAGUGUCAUACUAUGAGGUUUUAGUUGUUUUUUUCAAAAUAAGACAUCAUGUGCAUGUCAUCGACUGAUUUAAUCUAAAAAUACUAAAAUCUCUCAGAUUUAGAUGGUUUCAAAUCUUUUCUUACAAUUUUUUAGUUUGUUAAAACUACGAACAAUCGAAUUCAAUUGUGAUAAAACAGAUAAGUAAGUGAUUCAAUCACCUAAUUAGAACGAAGUAUUUUUUAGUUGAAAGGUGUAAAAAAGGUUUUGAAACUUUUAAGUCACACUUUCUCUUUCUAAUAAUUUUCUACAUAGUAUUAUUUCAAUUUUCCACCUUCUAUAGUUAAUUCUUAAAGAUAUAAAUAAAUCGUGACCAAACUUCCCCACCAACGAACUCAAGAUAUCAGACUAAGGCAUUAUUAGUUUUAAUAUUAAAAAAACCAACUGUAACGUUUUUGACACCUUGCUCAAUGGAUUUGUAAUGCCGGCUGUACAUGCUCAUUGAUAUAACCUGAGAGAGAAUAAACCUUGAAUCCAAUAAAAUUGCGUACAGGGAAAGCUGAAAUUACUCUCGCUAAACGUUUUGUCUAUGUUCUGGCAUUGAGGUUAAAAUAAUCAGGAGUGGUCAGCACCAAGAACUCUUCCAUAAGGAACUUGAAUUCCACACAAUCUAAUUUUAAUUUUAGUGACAUUAACAAGAAAAAUGAUCAUAUUUAUCACUCGAGAAUUGACGAUAGUCAUACUAAACUCAAUUGAUUCAGUGAUUUAUGCUACAUCGGGUACAUAAACUUUGCAGCGGUGGUAAGUUAUAUGGCAAAUUUUUUGUUAUAGAAUAAUGAGAGGUUUUCAAGACCAAUUGCAAGAUGUCACAUCCACCUUGUGUUGUUUUUGAAUAUAUAUCAAAAUAAUGGAACUGUGGGAAGGCUGGAGUUUCCAUGACACAAACCAUGUAAUCCAUUAUUAAGUUGUUUAUUUACAUUUUACUAUAAAGUGAGAUAUAAUGUCUUUGUAAUUUUUGACGUCAGUAGAAAAUCUGACAAUUUUGGUUUAGUAAACCGCCCUAUUCUUUGAAGAAGUGUCCUUGGGUCAAUAUAUAGGAAAAAGUUUCACUUUUAGAGGUUAUGUUUCUGAUGUCACUUGGCAUUUGAAUAUUGUAUGCUUCAAGCUCCUUUUUAUUUAUCAUGGUAGUUUGUCUAUGUAUUUUUCACAAAUUUCUGAUUUUUUUGUAACAAUAUGUAAAUAAACCAAUUAAAACACGGACAUAAAAUAGAAAAGCGAAUAUACUUAAUACUAAGUACUUUUUUAGUUGAUUCUUAUUGUACUGCUUGACUAAUUUUAGACCAAGUUAGUCAACGAGAGAUAUUCAUGUACAAGCCGCCCAAGAGUUUCCGUAUUAAUCACUAAAUCAUUAGGUAAUUAAAUUUUAUUAUUUUUUCAGUUCUUUGGCAAGUCUAUGGGAGCAGAUUCAAACACUUAUUGAAAAUAUUUGCUCGUUCUAUUAAAUCAUUUUAAUGAAAUUUAUUAUUAUUUUAUACUUUAUAGGGUACUAAUCUGGCUAUAUUCUACGACAUUUCUUUGUUUUUGGAGACUACACAAAAUAAUUAAAUUAAAGUCUUUGAUUUGCUUUCGAAUUGUCCAGCUUUAAUCUUCUUAUAAUACUCAAAAUCCUGUGGUCAGUUAAGUUCCAUUCCUUUUGGUCCCAAGAUUUAUUCAUCAUGUAUAAUAUAAGCAAAAAAGCUAAUUAUAUCUGUUAAUUCUUGAUAAGUCUGGUAUUCCCUCAAUCUAUUAAUCUUUGAAGUUAGUUGCAAUGACCUCGCAAUAACACUUAAAUCAUUAUCCACGUUUCAAAUAAAUUAAUUUCAAUUAUAUGUUUCCAAAACUUUAAUCAAUAAUUUAUUUUAUUAACAGGUGAGUAUUUAGUUAUAACCAUAUACAUUUAUAAUAAGCCACGUUUAAAAUAACAUGACCUCAAAAUAAUAUAUUGAUUCUUCAAGUUUGGAACACUGUAUCAAUAAUACGAGGUCUGGCUAUUAAAUAACGAGACUGGUUACAAAAAUUUUAUUCUAAAAAUUAUUCUACAUUCAAAUGCCAGACCUCGUACAUAGACUCGCUUCUAAUAAUUUAAAUGUUUGUUUUGUUACGAAUUGAAAUAUUUGAAAAAGUUAAUGUAUGUCAUCUGUGUCUAGACAUUUGAAGGGACUUAGCAAAGCCCCACUUUAUUCACGCAUAGAUCUUCACUGAAUUACUUCCUGGUUAAUAUUAUCUUUCUAUUUCGAUGUUUUUGUUUAAUCUAAGAAGUAUUUUUAAAAUUGCCUGGAUGCAUUUAUUAUAAAAGGUUUAUCAAGUAACAUGUACACGUUGCUAAGUUUCGUAGUUUAUCACGAUUUUGAAAAAAAUUUAGGAUAUUUAGAAUAAUUAGUUUGAAAUUGUUUAAUAAUUAAUCAUUUAUAUAACUUGUAUAUAUCUGCUCCCAUCUGUGUAAAUCAUAACAAAAGGUAGAAUAUACCGUAUUUUUAGUAAUUUUGUUUUAAGUUAAGAAUUAGCUCAGUUUUUAUAUUUACAUUCCAAAAUUAAUCGUGGCUGUGUUGACAAGUUUAUUACUUUGUAACAAGAAUAGUAUGUAAUUCAUUGAGUGCGAUGUUUUCUUUUUUAUUUUUUCUGUACCAACGUCGUCCUCGAAUUUGGUUUGUAUCUUAACCAAUCUAUUGUGAUGUAUUAGUUACGUUCCACAUUCGUUACAUUCAGUUUUAACUGAAUUACUCCAAUAAAUUAGAAUCAAACGUUGUCUUUAGUAUUAGGAACCAAUGUACUAUUUAUUUACAAAGAAUCCAUUAUAUGGCAUAAGUAUACAAUAAAAUUCCUUCAUGUAAUGUACCUUGUUGUUUUUUUCCUCACCUCUUCUUGUAGCUAGAGAAGUAUAAGUUGAUUAGACUACGUUAAUAACCCCCAAAGGAUAUUUUUGGUAUCU
This is a messenger RNA of Diorhabda sublineata, 5155 nucleotides long. RefSeq names its product leishmanolysin-like peptidase (gene Invadolysin). Gene Ontology annotation, molecular function: metalloendopeptidase activity. Gene Ontology annotation, cellular component: cytoplasm; membrane. The record is from RefSeq and is a predicted model, not a curated record. The transcript is spliced from 13 exons. NCBI's taxonomy places the organism in Eukaryota, Metazoa, Arthropoda, Insecta, Coleoptera, Chrysomelidae. Bases 165 to 2150 code for a protein of 661 amino acids. Gene Ontology annotation, biological process: proteolysis; cell adhesion.